Echinops telfairi (small Madagascar hedgehog) is the source of this 1085-nucleotide messenger RNA. RefSeq names its product epididymal secretory protein E3-beta-like. The transcript has 3 exons. Bases 344 to 766 code for a protein of 140 amino acids. Lineage: Eukaryota; Metazoa; Chordata; Mammalia; Afrosoricida; Tenrecidae. The record is from RefSeq and is a predicted model, not a curated record.
UUUAUAUAAAACUCUCUUACACGCAUAUGAGUGUCUAUGAAUUUGUUUCUCUAGUCAACCCAGACUAACACACAAGGGAUACAUCUGUGUUGCCCGAGAAAAGAAGAUCAUCAUCCCUGGAGCUGCAGAACUAUUGGAAGGAGUCUGAGAAGCAAGGUCUUCUUGGGUUUCGUGGGUGGGGUCAUGGUCUCCUGGAUCUCAGGUUCCAAAACGUCAGCUCUUCACCAGCUUCACUCCGAGAAAAGGAACUAAAUAGAUUCUGCUCUUCAGACCCUUGUAUCUCUCCCCACAACGACCAGUGACUGGGACAUUGAAUCUGGAUACGGUGUUCCAGCCGACGGGGAUGGCAUCUUUUCUGAAACACCUGGGCCCUGCCUUGGUCCUCCUGUUCUCCUUAUGGGAACAAUUUACACAAGGCCAGUGUGCCUCCUCACGUCUGUUCCUGAAACAGCACUACCUGAGCACAUCAAAGGAGUUCAAGCUGUACAAAUGUGAUGCGCUCAUGAAGGAGAGAGAGGGCCUGAAAGACAGGGAGAUCUUCAUGUUCAUCUACUCCGGAUGGCACCAGAUUGACGGUGUGUGCAGGAAGACUUUUACAGAACGGUACAUCAAUGUGUACGUGCGGAAAGAUCAACCUUUCAAAGUACUCCUCUGUUUUAAGAGGAGUUCAAAGCCCGCCUACAUAGAGAGAAGGAUGUACACUUACCUUCAGUUCCACUGUGACAUGGACGGCUAUGUGGAUGCCAUGGAAGACGUAACAUUAUAAACAUCGUCCACCCCUAGAAAGGCUCCUCCCGUCCCUAGGUAGUAAGUAUAUUGUCCAGUGCUUCCCAAGUGGCAGGGUCUGCCGACACCACCAGGCCUCACCCCUCCCUCCUGUACACUUCCUGUGCUGCUGUUUCCAAACUAUCUAGACAUACAAUGCAUACAUUGUUUCUCGAUUCCAUAACUUUAUGUAGACUGUUCUCUGCCUGAAACACCCCUACCCCCUGUGCUCAUUGGCAUUAUUUAUUCCUAGAUCUCCCCCCAAGAUUAAACUCCAAGUCUGAGCCCCCAAUAAAAUGAUUUUUAAAAGAAGGAAAAGA